Cavia porcellus (domestic guinea pig) is the source of this 858-nucleotide messenger RNA. RefSeq names its product interferon-induced protein 44. NCBI's taxonomy places the organism in Eukaryota, Metazoa, Chordata, Mammalia, Rodentia, Caviidae. Gene Ontology annotation, biological process: immune response. The record is from RefSeq and is a predicted model, not a curated record.
AUGUCGGUGAGGACAGGGUCUGAAGAAAAAAGCCUGCAAAAUAAUUUUGGAGCAAAACACUUUAGCCUUCUCUAUAAGACCACUAUCCACGGAUUCUCUAAAGAAAACUUGUUGCAGGGAUGUUAUAACCAAGGGCGUAUAACAGUGGUGUACUCUAUAAAAUGUGUUACUAGAGUCUACAUGCAAUAACCUAAUCCACAAGGAAGCAGUUUCAUCUUUGCAAUACAAGACACCGGAAUCGCCAUGUGUAACAUAGGAGUAUAUGUAUGGUCUGCACUGUUUCUGGACUUGAAGACAAAAUUUUCAUUUUCCUAUGAAUUCGUGAUAGAUCUGUACUUCAAAUAUGUGUCUGUGAGCACUAAUGUACAUGAAAAUCUUAAAAUUUCUGGAGUUUAUAAUGGUUUUAUUUAGGAGUGUGAAGCUUUUAGGUGUGACAGUUCAUUGAAUGAAGGAAAGAGUAAAGGAAUACUCAAGAACUUAUUAUCCUCCAUGAAAACUUACAAGCAUGGAGAUCUGGUUCACUAAAUACAAAUUUUGCUACUGGGUUCUUUUGAAGUUGGGAAGUUGAGCUUUUGGAACUCAAUGAAGUUGGUCUUCCAAGGAUUCAUCCCAUCAGAGGUGGGAAGGAAGGCAACUUCUUGCCCUUUAUUCUGUGCGACUCCUUCCAGGCUGGGUAAUAAUGAAGGCCUGCGGAGAGGUGACAGGGUCUCCAUCCUGAAAGGCUACGUUCGUGACAGAUACCAAUUUAAUUCCAUGAAACCAAUAGCAUGAAGCCAUCAAAGUUAUAUUCAUUCUCCAUUGUUGAAGGACACAAUCCAUUGUGUGGUGUUUGUGCUUGAUGUCAACUAUGUUAAAUGA